AUGGAAUUAAUUGGAAAGGCUAAUAAAGAAGAAGUUCAUAUGGUAUGGAGUGAUUCACCUAUAAUUCAGUUCAAAGACAUCGAACUACCAGACUUCUCCAUGGUCAACUACAGCACAUCGGACAACUUAACGCUGUACGCAGCCGGCUAUUGGGAUGAGCUCACUGUUACGUUUGUUUUUCGACGACGUUAUGGAUGGUAUUUACUUCAGGGCUACAUUCCAACGUAUAUGACCAUUUUCAUCUCUUGGAUCCCAUUUUAUCUUGGUCCAAAGGCUAUUCCUGCCCGAACAAUGAUUGGAGUGAAUGCCCUACUUGCGAUGACGUUUCAUGGAAUUUCCUUCGUCUUCGCAUCUCUUGUUGAAUUGGCGACAAUCGGUUAUAUGACAAGAAAUGAAGGAAGGCCUACUAGCCUGAGUGGAUCUUCUGGAAGAAGGUAG
Ostertagia ostertagi is the source of this 438-nucleotide messenger RNA. The record is from the annotation of a GenBank genome assembly. NCBI's taxonomy places the organism in Eukaryota, Metazoa, Nematoda, Chromadorea, Rhabditida, Trichostrongylidae.